Messenger RNA from Cannabis sativa, 6908 nucleotides. RefSeq lists its product as uncharacterized. The record is from RefSeq and is a predicted model, not a curated record. Lineage: Eukaryota; Viridiplantae; Streptophyta; Magnoliopsida; Rosales; Cannabaceae. The transcript has 11 exons. Bases 529 to 6069 code for a protein of 1846 amino acids.
CCAAAAGACCGAGAGAGCACCCAAAAGACCCCAUGUACCCACCUCCACUCAGCUUCGGAUCCGAACCAAAAGCUUGGUAAUUCAAACCUAAGGUUAGGUCCGAACCUCGGUUUUGUUUCUCAGUUCGUUGAAAUUUUCUCACUAUUUCGAUCACUUAUCUCUCUCUUCUCUUUCUCUCUCUUGCACAAAGAAGCCCAUUUUUUUUUUCUUCUUUCUGCACCGAUUCAAACCCUAAAGCUCUGCUAUCAGAGAGUGUCGAAGGAUCAGCUUCGAGCUUCAAUGGACGCCUCUCAACGUUACUGUUGGUAUAAUAUCUGAUACGUCUGACCAUUUUUUGAGGAAGCUAGUUGGAGGCUGAGAUUAGAUUUUCUGCUCUCUGAUAGGUUUAUGCUUAAGCCAAAACUAAUACGUUGGAUGGUUGUAUGCAGGACAAAUUCAGUGGAUUGUAACUAAAGUGGAGCAUUAAUGACUGGUCUUAGGCCUGUCAUACAAAAGCUCAGCUGUUGACAAUUGUGGGCUUGAUUAUCUAUGCCUGGCAACGAAGAGGGUGACAGGGUCCACAAUUUUUUUGGCCAAGAGAACCUGUCGCAGGGCCAACAUCAUCCCCAGGCCAUUGACGGGAACUGGCAGGGACUAAAUAACAAUUUGUGGGUUGGUGGUGGCCAGAGACAGAUUAAUGGUCCUUUUAUCUCUAGUGUAAAGAAUUACAAUGUUCAGCAACCAGAUUCGGAGAGAGGCCAUGGGAGUCAAUCUUCACAUAUGGCUCAUGGUUUAAAUUUUACACAAUCAAACCUCAUGCCAGAGUUUGGUCGAGUCCCAUCACAAAACCAGCAGCCAGCUCUUAAUGGCUAUGUACAUGGUAAUCAGGUUUUCCAAACAAGGCAAAAUGAGGCAAACUUUUUGGGAAUGGAUACAGAUACUAAUCGACAUAAUUUAAUGAGGGUCUUAUCUAUGCCACAACAAGGAAAUGGUCCUGAGCAUAAUAAAAAAAAUUCAAUGAGGUUGGAAUCUUCUGAAUCUCUAGUGGGUUUUGAUUUUUUUGGUGGUCAACAACAAAUGAGUGGCCAGCAUCUCAACGCCAUGCAAUCUUUACCAAGGCAGCAGCCAGGGAAUAGUGACAUGCAGCUAUUACAAAGACAUAUGAUGUUUCAACAACUUCAAGAAUUACAGAGACAGCAACAACUUCAGCAAGUAGAGCCAAGACAGCAGGGAUUUACAAAUCAGGUUUCUUCCAUUGUAAAACAGAAUGCUGGUAACUAUUCACCGUCUCUGAUCAAUGGUGUUCCCAUCAAUGAGGCAUCGAACAAUUUGUGGCAGCAGCCUGAAGUUGUACCAGGUAAUGUGAAUUGGCUGCAGCGUGGGGCAUCCCCUGUUAUGCAAGGGUCAUCCAGUGGACAUAUGUUUUCUCCUGAACAAGGCCAGGCACUACGCUUGAUGGAUAUGGUACCUCAACAAGUGGAACAAUCUUUGUAUGGGGUUCCAAUUUCUAGCACAAGCGGUACACCUGGUCCCUAUUCUCAUUUACCAAUGGAUAAAGCUUCGAUGCAACAGAUGUCCGCGAACAAUAAUUCCCUUCCUGGUCAUUCAUAUGUUGCAUUUCCAGAUCAGGUUAGCAUGCAAGAUGGAACUAGACAGGACUUCCAAGGAAAAAAUAUGUUUGGGUCUGCUGCCGGUCAAGGUUUAAGCAGUGGUAUUAAUUUGGAAAACUUGCAGCAAGUUAAUCCCCAACAAAGAAGUCCAUCUGUGCACGAAUUCCCAGGGAGGCAAGAGGUGAAUGAAUCUUCAGAACAAUCACAGGAGAAAUCAUUUACCCAGGUUACCUCUUCACAGAAUGUGGCUACCUUGGAUCCUACAGAAGAAAAAAUUUUGUUUGGCUCUGAUGACAAUAUAUGGGAGGCCUUUGGCAAGAAUAAUAAUGUGGGAAUGGGAGGUUUGAAUGUGCUGGAUAGUACAGAUUAUUUAAGUGGACAACCUUCUGUACAAAGUGGGAGUUGGAGUGCUCUUAUGCAGUCUGCUGUUGCGGAAACUUCUAGUGGUGACGCAGGGAUACAGGAGGAAUGGUGUGGUCCCAGCCUUCAAAACCCAGAACCUUCUACAGGGAAUCAGCAGCCAUCAAGUGUCAAUGAUGGUGGCAAAACACAAGGAGUUUGGGGUGAUAAUAGCUUCCAGCCUGCUGUUGCGCCAAAUUCUAGACCUCCUCCAGUUGAUGCAAAUAGACCUUCUUCAAGUGUUAAUUCUUUUAAUCAUCCACAAUUUCCGCAACCAGGAUUCAAAACUCAACAGGUACAGGCUGACACGUUGCAGGCCGAUUCUUCUCAUCGCUUUAUACCAAAGUUCUCUGAACAAGGAAAUCAGUGGUCAGUUCGUGAACCUCUACAAAAACAACCUGUGGAGAGCAGUCAAGUUUAUGCAAAUGCUAGUCAACUGUCAGGUGUAGAGUCGAAUGCAAAUAGCAAUUCAGGUUCUUGGGCUCGUCAACAAAGCACCCAGUUGCAGAAUAAUGAUACCCAACAAUACAAUAGGCCAAAUGGUUGGAACUUCAUUGAUCCUAUGCCAGUGGAUGGAGGUGAUAAUUUUAGAAUUCAUGAGAAUAAGAACUCCUUGCAACGGGUUCAAAGUGGUGAUCAUAAGAGGAGCAUGCAAGAUGAAAUGAGUCAUCCUGCUGGUGUGAGAAGGACUGAUUCGACCCUAAAUUCUAACGCGGAGCUUGAAGCUGCAAAAUCUGCCAUUGGAAGCCCACGUGUAGGGAAGGAGGAAUCCAGUUUGAAUAAUAUUGCAGUACCAACUUCUAGCUCCAUGAGGCCAAACCAUGAAAACAAGAAACAGCUUCCUAACAGUAACAAACUUGAUUUCUGGAAAGUUGUUGAUUCUUCUGUGAACUCCAAGGGAAGUGAAGUUUUGGGGAAAAAUCAACAUAAUGUGGGUAAGACACUUCAAAUUUUAGAGUCAUCGGGGAAUAAUGGUCUGGAUAGGGGCGUAGUUGAAAUGCAUGACGUAGACAACUCUACCAAUAAAGAUAGUUCUGCUGAUGAUUUUUGCUCUAAUGUAUCCCAUCAUACUUCUGUGGGUGGUUCUAAAGAAAAUGUAUGGUCUGAUACUGUUGAUUCACGUAAUUUUCCUGGGGGCAAACAAAAAUCGUCUGGUAAUGCUGCUGGUCGCAAGCCACCAGGCACUCGCAAAUUUCAGUAUCAUCCAAUGGGGGAUGUUGAUGUUGACAAUGAACCUUCUUAUGGAGUAAAACACUUGACACAUCCACAGUCUUUACCUCAACAGGUUUCACGAGGGUUAAAAGGUUAUGACCAAGGCAGUUCUGGGCAAUCUAAGUUUGUCACUGAUAGAAGUUCCUUGGAAAUGGAGGGACCUUUACCUGGUGGUCAGGGUGACUUGAAAGGCUUAGAUGCAACACCGUCAAAAAAUUUGUUUCCUGGCUUUGUACCGAAUACAUCUGCUCCUUUUGACAGAUUCAUUGGUAACUAUGCUCCACCAAAUGUUCCACAAUCAAGUCAACAUAUGCUUGAGCUUCUUCACAAGGUGGAUCAUCCAAGGGACCAUGGUGCUACACGGCCCAGCUCUGAACGCAAUGUGUCUUCUGAAGUGCUUGAAGCAGAAAAUUCAGAUGGAUCAAUUGGUCACAUUCAGCGGAAUCAUUCAUCUAAUUCACAAAAUUUUGGUUUGCAAUUGGCCCCACCAUCUCAACGCCUGUCCAGUAAGGACCAUAUAUCUUCACAGAGCCCUUUGCAAACAGUUUUUGGCUCAGUUCAUGGCACUCAUGAUAGUGGAGAAAAGGGCCAUGUUCAGAUGACUUCCAGGACCCCUGUUGUUCCCUUGCCCUCUUCUAGUGACCCUUCUCAAGGGACCGGAAAUAUUUCUGGUGUUUCUGGACAUAUUGGCAAUGAGGCCUCUUUCUCUAAUGUCCAGGGAAAUUACUCUAUGGCUUUUCCUUCAGGGUUUCCUUAUUCAAGAAAUAUUGAAAAUCAGCAAAUGCAUGCCCCAGGUGGACAAAUAAUGGCAAACCAAUCUGUUAAUAUACCAUUUAAUAGGCUAUACUCUGCUUCCAAACAGUUAGAUGACUCUUCUGAGAGAGCUCAAGUGAGUCAAUCUAUUCCACCAUCAGUGUCCGAUAUGUCUGCUGGUACUCCAAGAAAUAAUCUUCCUUCUACAGAGACAUCCCAGACCAGCCAAACUCAUAAUAGGGACCUGGCCCAACAGAUCCCUGAAUCGGAUGCAGCACCAGCUCAGCCUUCUGUCCAGCAAGGUGCCUAUUCUAAAAUGUUGCAAAAUGUAUGGACCAGUGUGCCUCGCCAACAACCUUCGGUAGCACAAUCUUCCAAGGUUGCUCAGGGUUUGUUUAAAUCUCACCUUCAAUCUAAUAGCAGUCCAGUAGCAAUGUUUUCUGGGCCAUCAAAGCUGAAUGAGCAAGAUAUGGAAGGAAGAAAUGGCUUGUCUGGGGUUGGGGUAAUUUCAGCAAAUUCUCAAAGCUUUGCUGAGAAGGAACAACCAGACAGAGAAAAAUUUGGACAAGCUCCACCUGAUAAGGUUGACAGUGCACAAAAGACACUUGGCGUGUUACAGGGAAAUGAGUCUAUUGUGAAUAGUUCCUCUGAUGCAUCUCAUGCAAGCCAUGCUGCCACCCAAAGAGAUAUUGAAGCUUUUGGCCGUUCAUUAAGACCGAAUACUAGUUUGCAUCAAAAUUAUUCCCUACUGCAUCAGGUGCAGGCUAUGAAGAGUACGGAUAUUGACUCAAGUGAUAGGAGCACAAAGAGAUUGAAAGGUCCAGAUUUUGGAGUGGAUCCACAGCAGGUAGGUCCUGGGGGAGGGCAGGAGUCACCUUAUGGAUAUAAAAGUACAGAAAGAGAUUCUUCAUCUAAUGACACGUCAGUUCCUUCUGGAGAUCAAAAGCUGCUAAGUUUUUCCUCCAAGCUUGGGGAGACACGAGGUUCAAAUGCAUCUUCUCAGGACAUGGUUGCAUUUGGUCGCAAUAUUUCACACAAUUUCCCAAAUAAUAGUAAUGCACUUUCUGUUAGAGGUGAGCACCCUCAGAUUAGUCCCCAGAUGGCUCCAUCUUGGUUUGAUCAGUACGGAACCUUUAACAAAGGUGGGCAAAUGCUGCCAGUGUAUGAUAUGCAGAGAAGUGUUGCUAUGAAGUCUAUGGAGCAGUCAUUUGUAGCUGGAAAGCUGGCUGAUGAUCAGCAUGCUCGGGACUCAGUGGAGCAAGGUAACGUGACUGCUGAUGGUGGUAAACAUGGUAAUGUUUCACAAGUUUCUACUUCCACAGCUACAACCAAUGAUGAUUUCUCCCCCCAUGUAAUGCCUCAUUCUGGCGAUCAAGGUUUGGUUAUUGUGAGACCAAAGAAACGUAAAAGUGCAACUUCUGAACUUUUACCUUGGCAUAAGGAGUUGAUGAAGGUUCCACAAAGGCUUCAAACUAUCAGCAUGGCAGAAGUAGAAUGGGCCCGAGCGACAAAUCGACUUCCCGAGAAGGUUGAAUAUGAAACUGAGAUUGUUGAAGAUGUACUGCCAAUCCUUAAACCAAAGAGAAGGCUUGUCCUGACAACACAACUCAUGCAGCAACUGCUUCACCCUCCUCCAGCAGUAGUUCUCUCGUCAGUUGCUACUUCACAGUAUGAGAGUGUAGCUUACUUUGCUGCAAGAUUAUCAUUAGGAGAUGCAUGCAGUGCAGUUUCUUGCUCUGAAAGUGAAGCACCAUCAUCUGCAGACAGUAAAAACAUUUUGUCUGAAAAUCUUAAAAUGCCCGAGAAAAGAGAGAAGUUCUUCUCAAAAGUUGUUGAAGACUUCAUUGGCCGGGCAAGGAAGCUGGAAAGUGAAUUGUUGAGACUGGACAAAAGAGCUUCAAUCUUAGACUUAAGAGUGGAAUGCCAGGAUCUGGAGAAGUUCUCUGUGAUCAAUCGUUUUGCCAAGUUUCAUGGUCGGGGACAAGCUGAUGGGGCUGAGACCUCAUCAACUUCUGAUGGAACGUUAAAUGCUCAGAGACCAUGCCCACAGAAAUAUGUUACUGCACUUCCAAUGCCUAGAAAUCUGCCAGACAGGGUACAAUGUCUUUCACUUUGAUAAUUUAAUUAAUUGAUGUUUGCCCUCUCUCGGUCAUUUGUCUCCAACGUCCCCAUGCUUCCUAUCUUCCAUUUUGUUUCAACUUAUAAAAUGGCACAUGAUUUGCCACAAAGUAGCGCACAGAAGGGACUGUAGGAGAAAGAAUGGAUUCUAGAUGUCUCCUUGAAAGCAACGGAGGCAGUUAGAUCUUUUGAUUAUAGGCCAUUGAUGUUAUUCUUGAAAAUUAUAAGAUGGCCUCUGUAUACUUUGAAAAAUCUAGAAAGGAAUCUGCUAUGCCCCAUCUUUCUUCUUUUCAGUAUAGGGGGAGGUAAAAAUGCAGUCUGGUGUUUCUAAGUUCACAAUGCUAUAAUCCCCAUCCCCAGGUAUUCUGUUCCUCUUUUUCUGGAGGGGGCAUUGACUGACUUGUGACAGUCGGCAGUUGAAUUGGAUUGUCAACUUACUGCAGGAAUUAGGCAAUUGACCAUAUUUUUUAGAAUUAAUACCAAUUAUUGGAUCAAAUCUUUUGAAUUUACCGAGAAGUAUAUGAUUUUUUUUUCUUUAUUAUUCUACGUUUCUGCAUAUCGGCUGAUUCUAAGAAGGUUAAUGAUCUGUUUCUUUCUUUAGUGGAUCUUUCGUUUGCCAUGAAUUUUGCAACAUGUAUUGAACAUAGGUCAGAGACUAGUCUAAUGCUGUCUGGUUGACAAGGGUUUUGUGCCUCAGGGAACCUGCUUAAAGCUAACUUUAAUGAAUAAUAUCUUUGAUAAGUUGGAGUAGGAUAUUUGCAGAGUUUUGUAUAUUACAUGGAAUGGAAACACCAGACUCUUCUAACGGUAUUGAAUAGUAUAUUGUUUAUUUGUUCA